AUGUCAGACUCGUACGACUACAUCUCCAAGAACCUGUCUAUCGUCAGCGAGAAGAAGGCCGACCAGAUCCUGGGCCACGCAUUCACUCUACAGCUUGACGGCAAGGGCGCCAUGUCGCGGCAGUACGUGCAUCAGUCGCUGAUUUUGACCUAUAUCAUGCAGAUGGGUCCGUCUGGCGUCCGCCUUUUCUUUGACCGUGUCGCCUCUCCGGGCCGUGCCCAGGAGAUGUUCAACAACGAUGUCAAUUCGCGCUAUAACCACAUUGUCGAGCGCUGCAAAGUCAUCAAAGGCGAGCGCGAGCAGUACACCGAGCCCGAGGUGGAGUCAAUCCAGCUCCAGUGCGAUGAUCCCAAUGCUCCGAUCCGCAUCUCGGUACCCGACGAGAGCAACCCAGAGGAGGACCAGGAGCGCAUCAAGCUGUUCAAGAGCAUGCCCACUGUGUUCCAGGAAGCGCUCAAGGAGGGUACGCUUGAGGCUGUCAACAAAGCCUUGGCCACCAUCCCUGGGCCUGAAGCCGAGCAGCUGCUGGGCAUCUGUGGCCAGGGCGACUUCUUGGUCAUCGACGGCGAGAUUGUUGUCGACCCGAAUGAGGAGCCCAGCAAGCAGUAG
This is a messenger RNA of Linderina pennispora, 609 nucleotides long. Its product is annotated as Hsp90 co-chaperone CDC37. Bases 1 to 609 code for a protein of 202 amino acids. The transcript has a single exon. Lineage: Eukaryota; Fungi; Kickxellomycota; Kickxellomycetes; Kickxellales; Kickxellaceae. Gene Ontology annotation, molecular function: protein-folding chaperone binding; heat shock protein binding. The record is from RefSeq and is a predicted model, not a curated record. Gene Ontology annotation, biological process: protein folding; protein stabilization. Gene Ontology annotation, cellular component: cytoplasm.